Messenger RNA from Xyrichtys novacula (pearly razorfish), 8697 nucleotides. NCBI's taxonomy places the organism in Eukaryota, Metazoa, Chordata, Actinopteri, Labriformes, Labridae. The record is from the annotation of a GenBank genome assembly.
CAAAGGACUCCGACAAACACCUCUAACCAACACCUGAACAAAGAGGACAACAUCUACGAGAUGGAGACGGUAAGAUUUCAUGACAAUAUUAGCAUACAAACUUGUGUUACUGUCGAGACUUUCGUGAUGGUUAAGCGAUGCAUCGACAAGGAUUAAAUGUGUGCAUGGAUAUUUACAGUGUUUAUGACUUUAAUGUGACAGGCAUUAUCAAAACUAGAAAAAUUGCAUUUCCUUGCGGAAAAUGCGUGGAAAUGCUGAGUGCUGAAAGCUGAAAAAGCAAUGCUAAACUGCUAAAAAAAAAUGGAGGAAGGUUUAAAUGUUAAAUUUGGUUAAAGAGCUGGAGAAAGAUAAGUAGAAGUUAGAUGAAAGUGAAAAUCGCUAAAGUACAUAUAGUAUGAAUGUGCUUCAUAAAUUAAAAUUGCAUUCAUGCUGAAUAAGGCUAGAAAAACUGUCUGAAAUUGCAAAAAAAAAAAAAAAUUGGAUAAGGAAGAAAAUUACCUUAAAACACAGAAAAGUAAGAAGUGGCAUAAGUUUAAGUUGAAGUACUAGAAGAAGUAUGAUAAUAGGUAGUUGCACUAGUGAUAUAAGUAGUCAUGUAAGCAGUAGAAGUAGUUUUAGAAUAGAAGAAGUAGAAGUCAAAGCAGUAGAGCUCGUGGUAGAAGUAAGAGUAGAAGUAAAAAAAAUAUUAAGAGAAGCAUGAGCAGUGUAGGUAGAGGUGAAGAUACAAGUUAAAGUGAUAGAAGUAGUAAUUGUAGUGGUAGAACUGGGAUUUUGUUUGAAGAAUUAAAACAUACAUAAAUAAUGAGAAUGAUUUUGAAGUGGGAAAAAUUUUUAAAUAAUUAAAAGUCCUAAAGUGUUAAACAGGUUUGAAGUAUCAGAAAGGUUUGAAUCAGUUUGAAUGAGUGUGGAUUUGUCUGACGAAUUUAAUAAUGCAUGAAUAAUGAGAAUAAUUUUAAAGUGGGGAAAAGUUAAAUGAAUAAAAUACUGAGUACACCCCAUAAUGUCCUCAAUGAGCUGAAUUUUUGAAGCCCAGAAUAGUUUCUGCUCAAAGUUUGUGGGUGGAGAUAGGUGGUGAUGCAGACACAUAUUAACUGUGUGUACAUGCAGGUCUUUUAGACACAGACACACACACACACACACACACACACACAUUGUCAGACUGUGUGUGUGUGUGUGUGUGUCUCGUUAAUGAUUUUAUCCUAAACAGCUGUGAGAUCAAAGGCAUUAACUGACCCACUGUUUGAAUGAGAAGCUGCCUCUGGACUUCUUCACAUUGCACGAUUUCUUUAAAUCCCAGAAUGAAAACGAAUCCUCCGCCCUUCAUGAAUACAAUGAUCUGUUUUUCAUGUCUGUACUCCAAAAAAUGUGGCCACAACAGCGAGUUAAAGUCGAGACGUUGGGAUGGUUAUCUUAAAAGUGAUGCAUUGACAUCACAUGAAAGUCCUGCCCACCAUGUCAAAGACUCUUCGUGCUUAAGAGCAGAAAAGCUCAUGUUAUUGUGAGAAAUCUCUAUAAGAGAUUUUUUAUGUCUUCUGGGCUAUUUAAAACCGUCAGUCUGAAACUUAUUUGACAGUUUCUUUUAUACUAACCAAUGCUUUCUUAUUUCUCCUUUAAAUCUGCACAGAGGAGUCAACCCACUCCUGGAAGUGAAGAAGCUCAGAGAAUUGCCUGGUUGAGCUUCAACAUGAGGUAAGAAACACGUUUAACUUAUGAUGACAGUAAAAUGCAAACUCAAAUUUAUAGGGGUGUGAUAUUAAACAGUAGUUUAACAAUGUGUCUCUAAAACAAUCUUUUACCUCUUUUGCAUUUAAUAUGCAGAGUGUAACAUUUGAAACAUGACAGAGACCUCCCAGCAGAUUAUAAUCUGAGACAGUUCAGAGUUAAAUCUGUGACAGUGCCAGCAAAAAUCUAAAGAUUCGCAAAUUUAGGAUUUGAUUUUGGACUUACACUGUGUUUCAUACUCUUUUUGUCACAAGACACAUGUAUUUAUGUUAUACAUUUCAGUGGUUAUUUUAGCUGAAUAAGACAAUUCAAAGGCUUCACAUAAGACAUUUACUGAUCAAUUAACCAGUCAGACAAAGGAAAUAUGUAAAAACACUAAACGAAAUAAAGAAGUUUUAUCAUUGUUUGCUCUUACUGGGAGUCUCUAGUCAAAAACUAGUAAAGUCAGGUAUGAUAGAUAAGAUACUCCUUUAUUAGUCCCACAAGGGGAAAUUCCCAGUUAGGGAAACAAAGACCAUUUUAAUUUACUGUGUUUGAAAUUGAAGGAAAAACAUGUUUUGUAUGAGGCCUUUCCCGGAUAAUAUGCAUUAAAAAAGCUUUGUUUUAAAAACGCUGUGUCAACUUCAAGAGAUUCAGCACUUAGGUUUUUAAUGAAUAAGUGUGAACAAAGAGGGGGUUCAUUUAUCAAUAACAACAACACAGAAACAGGGAAUAACCUUCAGGUAUUUUAAAUCACUGUGAGUGUGCUGUAUUAUUUUUGAUACAUAAAGACACUUUUUCAGUUUGACUCUGAUACUUCCUCAAAGACCAUCCAGUGCGUGUUUAUUGUAUUUUAUCGUCUGAAUAUCACCAUGGUUUGAGUCUGUGUGACUGUCAUGUGUCUCUGCAGAUAUUUCUGUUUAUGGAUUUGUUUUGUUCAUUAAAAUAACCAACCUGUGUUUCUGUGUUGACCAGUAACACUGCGUCAGAGGCUUCUAACGCAGAAACCUGCUGCCCAAAGAACUUUUGGCUGCACAGGCUGUUUGGUCAACCUCUGGUAUGUUUCAGAGCUGUUAAAAUAAGAUCAUUUUAUAAGUGUGACAUUUAAAAUCAGACACUAAAAAUAUUUGACACAGUGGGUUUUCAUUUUUAUAUUUGUUGUUACUCCACAGAGAAAAGUCAGAAGUCUCAUCAGCCAUCAGCGGAGGUGAGUAAACUGCUCCAACAAUCAGCUGUUUAUUUGUGCAGCCACAAAAGCUUCUGAUAAAUGUUGACUAGUCACUGCAGACUCCUUUAAAAACAUCACUACAGGUUGUUAAAACAAAUGUCACCACACGGUAAUGGUGUGUGCUUGUGUCUGCAGAGAUGUCACCUCCAACGGUCUGGCUGGCUCCACAGCACCCCCACCUGGGGAGAAAAUCAAGAAACCAAAGGAGAAGAAAUGGGGUUGUUCUUGGUUUCUGAAGUGCUCUAGAGUAAGUAAAGCAUAGGAAUACCAGUCUGGACUUCAGUGUUGUUAUAAGCAUUAGUUUUGGUUUAUCUUUCAGUUGAUUCUGUUACUGACAAAUCAAAAUUAUUUUUACUCCAUUAGAGAGAAAAGCGUGUGUCUCCUCUCUCUGAUCCUAAAGAUCAGCGAAAGCCUCCUCAGGAACUCCAGAGAAGGUAACAAACUCAUUUUGUUCACAGGAUGGAUCAAUUUUGGUGUCACCUGAUGAGUUAAAUCAUCACGUGACACAAAUCAGGUGUUAUCAAUUCUUUCUUAAAGCUCCCGUGAGGAAUUUUUGGUUUGUGUUGCUUCUUAUGCUUCUUUCAUUACCUCUCUUUCAAAUUGUGUUAAGUCUUGUUUUCAAACAAAAAAUCUCCCUGCUCAAUUUUAAAAGUCAUUGGUCAUCUUCACCUGAGAUAUUUUUGAAAAAGCCUUUUUAAAAAGCUUCAAUUUAGCUAAAUCAUCUGACACCUACACCCCUGACAACAGUUUCUAACCUCACAAAUAACUUUGUAGAGAUGAACAAACCCUUCAAAGGUGGUCUGAUUUGCUUUUUAAGGCCACACAGAGGCAUCCCUAUCAAUAUCAGUCAGUUAUAAUCAGUUGAAAAUUCCCCACAGUAGCUUUAACAUGAAGUCACUUGUACAUGAAAAUCAGUAUAUCUGCUAAAUAUGUCCUGACACAUUAUUUUUUCCCCUUGAAACACACUCACAGUCUGUUCCUCAGUCUAUGAAUCAUUUAUUUAUAUAUCAAGAAGCGCUGUAAUGCUGUAGAAUAGCCAACUUGAUUUUUUGACUUUAAAUUUAAAUGAAAAGAGCAGUUUAAUACACACUUUCUGUACCAGAUUUAAUGUAGAGGUUUAUAUCUCAAUAAAGAAAGUUAUGGUUUGAGUUAGCUUGAGGUUAUCGCUUUCAUCCCCUUUUUAACUUUAUGUUCUUACUUGGGACAUGUUUUGAUUGGCAUUGAAAGUCAAUAAGGAUUAUUGGCAGUGCUGGUAAUGUGAAUUAAAAACUCUGAGUGUUGUGUAUCAAUCAAUCAGUAUUGAUUCAAUACUAAAUCAAUACUGAUUUUUGCUAAAAUAACCUUCUUUUCCAUGGAUGAGGUCAACUGUAAAAUAUGAUUCAGUACAAGUAGAUUACUAGCUCCACACACUUGUAGCUCUUUGCUGUUCAUUGUUAUUUACAGUUUGUUUUUGUCUCACUGCAGCACUGACGAGGUUUCUCAGAGCAGCGUGCCACAGAGCGAACUGAGUCUCGCCUAUCAGCAGAUCAACCUUGGGUGAGUACACGUGAUUUUCUGGAUUCAUCACUUAAAUCCAUGCAGCUACAUUUUGAUAAAAACAAUCCUCAGUUUGUGUCUGGAGCUGUGAUAUUAAGAUAUGAUUCCAUUUGUUGUGUUUGUGUGUCAGAUUUCCAAACCCAGCCCAGAUCUGCUACAUGAACUCCAGCCUCCAGAGCUUGCUCACGCUCACACGGUUUGUGAGGGACAUCAGGAGCCAGGAGGAGGUCUGGAGUCUGAUCCCAGAGGCCCAGCUGAUGAGGUGUAGUAUCUGUAAACACACACACACACACACACACACACACACACACACACACACACACACACACACACACACACACAGUUAAAAUAAGUGUAAAAGAUGACUAAAGUAGAGGGUUAGGUUGUUUUAUGCCAGACUGCAUGAGUAAGAGUGGUACACACCGCAGAUAACAGCCAGCAUAGCUGUCUGCGGGAGUUCCUACGUUAAAGCAAAGCUAUGCACUGCAGAUGGGUCACAAGAAGCAACUUACACCACUUUGAGUCAAAAAUGUAUAUUCUUAUUUUUGUUUUAGAUUAUUAUAUAUCGCCUUCAAACACCUGAACUAUCCUUGAAUAAUUUCAAACGUAACAUGCCAAGUACAAGGUUUACGUUGAGAAAUGGUCUCUGAUUUGUUAGUUUUGUACACCAACCUUAUCUGGUUUGGUUCAGAAAAGAUCGUGGCUUGGAUUAAAAUUCAACUGUGAUCUUUACAUGCUCUCAAACAGCUUCAACAACAGAACGUGUUGUUGAAGCUACGAGUCAAACUUUUGACGUAAACUAAAAACUGAAAUACAAGAAAGAAAAGGAAUAAUACAUCAAAAUUAAUAUUGCUAUUCAAAAUUGACCCAAAGCUUUUUUUGGUAUUAAGCUUUUGUCUUUUUUUAAAAUGAAAAAUCUGGUUUAUUGUGUUAAUGAACUAGCAUUUAAUGAUUAAUUAUUAAUAAUAGGUAUUAAUAUACAGGACUGAAACUGAGGAAAAGAUAAAAAUAAUAAAUAAUAAAAACUUGUGAAAUAUGUCAAUGUCAGAUAAUUCAAAUGAAGUAUUGUAAUUAAAUGGGUUUUUAAAUCUGACAUAUUAAAAAAAACUAACAUACCCCAAAUCAUUUUAACUGGUGAUCACAAAAAUGUCCCAAUCUGAGUUUGAUUGUUUUUUUUUUUUUAUGUUAGCUCAUAGUGUAAAAUGUUGGAUAACAAUAUUUUUUUUUCAAUGCAUUGUGUAUGUAGACUGGCAUAGGGUUACAAUUCUGGAAAUUGUUUAUCAUUUGAUAUUUAUAAACAAAGUUGAAGCUGCUGAAAUAAAUGUGAUUCAUUAUAAGUUGAAAACAAUAUUUAUGUAUAAUUUUAUGUCAGUUUUUGGCUUUGAACUUAUUUUUUGUCCUGUACUAUAAAAAGAGAUUUUUUUUAAAGUCUAAAAAUGAUUCAACAUUUAAUAUAAAUGAACAGUAAAUCUGCUUACAAGAUUUGACCCAUUAAAAGAAGAGAUAAUAUCCAUGUUAAACUAUUUCAUGACCGAUUUUUUGCCAAGGAUAAGUUCAUUUCAGGAUGUCAGGAACUUUUUGUUGCUGAGACAUGAGGCUUCAGUUUAUCUGCAAAUCUUUAAAUCAAACUAAAACAAGCUCCUCUCUGUUCCUCUGCAGUUAUUUCAUGGACAUUGUUCGUCUCCGUGACGGUGGUGACACUCACCUAAAACUUAGUGCUCUGGGUAAAUUUAAGUGGCUUCUCUCUAUCCAGGCCCCAGAGUUUGCGGACCACCAUCAGAAAGUAAGUCAGCUCAUUUUCUUUAAAGUUUCACUAACUGCUCCUUGUCUGCUUAUCCAAUCAAACCUGUGUUUCUGUUUGCUCAGGAUGCCCAUGAGUUCCUGACUGCAGUUCUGGGUCAGAUUAGGGACCUGGCUGCGCCACUGAGGCAAGUUGCCGCUAUCCUGGGGAGGUCCUACAGAUGUCCUGUAGAAAGUAACCUGCUGUUCAGGAUGCAGAACUGCAGAAAAUGCAAGAGGUAAAAACAUACAGAUGGUUGCAGGACAAAUUUACCUCCAGUUUGACUAAUGUGUUUAAUUUUUUGCUCAUUUUUAUCAAGUCAGGUCAAAUCUACAGUAAUCUUUUCUUUUAUCUUUACAUUUUCUUUUCACAACUUGUAUAACUACAGUAUAUAAUCAUAUGUAUUGUCCUUUUAACGUGCAGAUGUGGCUCCGCCUCAGUGAGAGAGGAAGAAUUCCUGAAUCUCUCUCUGGACCUGAUUCCUGGGGGUUCGGUGCAGCAGAUGCUGCAGGAAUAUGAGAAGGUAAAGAAGCUGGACUUCUUUAAUCAACAUCCACAUUGUCUGACAUGAAGCCACUCAAAUGUUUCACUCUGCGGUUAUUUUUGGUUGUUGUUUUUCCAUGUUUAAUGUACACAGUAUCUGACAGCAUGUUUUCUCUGCAGGACACAGACUUGGAGUUCAACUGCGAGUGUGGAGGCACAACUUCAGCACAGUGCUCCACCUUCACAACCCUGCCAAAGUGGGUGAUGUUACAUCCAUCCAGACUCACUGUUUCCCUCUGUUGCAGACACAUGCACAGAUUAUUUUCUGUUAAUUUAUCCUCAGUAUUUUCAUGUACAGAAAUUCCCUCAGUUUAAUAAUCCUGUGGUCAUUCCCUCUCUGCUGCUCUCCACAGUUUCUUGGUGCUCCAAAUGAAGAGGUUCCAAUUCACUGAGUCCUACGAGCUUGUGAAACGUCACGACCCCGUGGACCUCACCAGGGAACUGAUUGUGACAUCUAGCCAGGUAAGACACUUAUGCACCAAAGUGUGAGUGUAGAAGUGUGUGUGUGUGUGUGUGUGUGUGUGUGUGUGUGUGUGUGUGUGUGUGUGUGUGUGUGUGUGUGUGUGUGUGUGUGUGUGUGUGUGUGUGUGUGCUUGUUUCUAACAGUUGUUCUGUGUGUUUGCUCUCAGGCUACGAGCUGGUACAGUCUGGUUAGUGUCAUCAGUCAUUUAGGCAGUGAAGGAAACGCAGGUAAAAGAUUCACCCAGUGAGGGUCAGAUCAGCCAGUGCAGUCUUCUGUAAGGUCCUCAGAUACAUAACAGAUAGAUAAAUGCCAAUCAAAGACUAGAGUCUUUAAAGUCUCAGGAAUAUCAAAUUAACAUUAGCCUUCAAACCAUGUCUUUGUAAGAAAGAUAAAACAUUAUGAAGUAACUGGAUCGGUCUCAUUCAGCAGAAGGGCAGCCUGCUCUUGGAUCUUGGUAACAUUUUCCAUCAUUUUACUUUCAAAGAACUGCUGAACUCCUAAGAAUGUUUGAAGAAACUUGUUAUAAACCAAUUUUUAGGAUUUAUAAUCACAUAAUUUAACAUGUAAGCUAAAGCACCAGAAUUAGAAUUAGAAGUAUACUUUUAUUUUUAGAAAUGCAGCCAAAUAAAAGUGAAAGUCGCGGGCACAAAAAAAACUACAGUAAAGUACAGACACUUCAAAAUUAUACUCAAGUACUAUAUUUAAGUAAUGCUACGUACUUACUGUACAACACUGUUCUAGACUUUGCAAUUCAUUGUAUUAAAAAUUCAGAGAGCCUACUAACUGUUAAAGUUUAUGAAAUGACACAAAGCAGAACAACUUUUGAUGGUGAGAUCACUUGAUUUACUCUUUGACAGCUGAGAUCCCAGAGUCUGCUGUGUCUGCAGACAUGGGCUCACUCUCCAGAUUUGUCUUUAAGCCAUCAUGCAGCGUUACCUUGAAUGUUCAGAGAAAAUACUGAGACAUCUGAGAAAAUCUGUGUGAUCAGUUUUACAAGAGAAUAACUUUUUGACAUUAAGCCAAGUUGUGAAAUUAACUCUACUCUGGUUCUUUAGUCAAACCUGCUCUGCGCUCAUGUCCACUACUGCCCCCUGUGGCUGACUGCAAUAAUACCUAAUUGUCACUAUAAUGUACAAAUGUAGGCUGCUGUUAUUAAUCAAGUUUUCCUGCAGUGCAUUUUGACUAUUUCACCCUGACUUCUUGGAGUUUUGAUCAAAUGUUUGCUCACAGUAACGGAAAAUUUUUAUUCCAUGACCGUCUUUACAUCAACACAUAAAACAAACAACAAACAUCACGAAAGACUCACAUGUUUAUGGCUAUAAUUCUGUUCAGCUGGGUUUAUCCAACAUUUGAUGCAAACUCUUCUUCCUCUCCUGUUAGGACACUACAUCAGCAGCGGGCUGCACCCUGAUGUGGAUCCUCAGACUGCCAGUGAUCUUUGGCUGA